AAAGCACCGAACGAAAUCCAAUAUGAAAACGUUCCUCGUUGUCCUCGCAUCCGUAGUGGCAUGCGCUCUAGCUCAACAACAGCCGGAGCAGUACGGACCUCCCGCCCCGUAUCAGUACAGCUACGCUACCGAGGAUAAAGAGGGAUCGUCCUCCGCCGAAGAAUCCACCGACGGUUCCGGACGUGUAACGGGCAAAUACACGAUCUCGUUGGCUGAUGGACGCCAGAGGACCGUGACCUAUUACGCCGACGAGACCGGUUUCCACGCCGAUGUGAUCACCAACGAACUCGGAACCGAAUCCAAGAACCCCGCCGAUGUCACGAUCCAGUCUUCUGCACCCACCGGACCCGAGGCCGCUCUCCAGUUCGAGUCUCAGCGCGUUAAGGCCAAGGCUUCGUAUCUGGCUCCCGUCGUGGUUCCCGCCCCCGCAGUGAACGGUUUCGCUGCUCUGGGCCCUAUGGCUUUGCUCCAAUCUCCGGUCAGAGCGACUGGCCAAGUCCGAGUUAUAUUAGGUCAAAGGUCGUCUGCCGAGCUUUACUCGAAUCGGAAACAGAAAUUUCGAAACGCUGUUCAGGUGGGUAUCCAUUUCCAUAACCGUACGCAACCACUUUUUCUAGUUAACCGAAACAUGAAGACAAUCGUUGCCCUCGCAGUCGUUUUGUGUGGAUUGGCCGAGGCUCAAAGGUACGUCGCCUCCGGCCAAGCGGAGCAGUACGGACCCCCUACCCCUUACCAGUACAGUUACCAAACCCAGGAUGCCGAAGGGUCGUCUUCUGCCGAGGAAUCUACCGAUGGAAACGGUCGUGUCCAGGGCAGUUAUACUCUGACACUCGCUGAUGGCCGACAAAGGACUGUUACCUAUUACGCUGACGAGACCGGCUUCCACGCUGAUGUGAUCACCAACGAGCUCGGAACCGAGUCCAAGAACCCCGCCGACGUUACCAUCCAGUCGUCUGCACCGACAGGAGCCGAAGCCGCCCUCCAAGGAGGCGCGGGUGCCGCCCCCCGUCUCCGAGGUUGA
Molecule: messenger RNA, 1021 nt
Organism: Galendromus occidentalis (western predatory mite)
Lineage: Eukaryota; Metazoa; Arthropoda; Arachnida; Mesostigmata; Phytoseiidae
Exons: 3
Coding region: 23-1021 (332 amino acids)
Cellular component (GO): extracellular matrix
Source: RefSeq, a predicted model, not a curated record